CAAUCACUCGUCAUCAGGGCUGUAUGCAUAAUGCAUCUAUCUACAGCUAUGUUCUUUGCUUCAUCAUACAUAAUAGUACCUACCUAUAUAGGUACUGAAAAAGCAUACCUAAUCAGUAUUGUUUGAAAAUGUUUAUAGAACUACAGAUAAACCAUGCUUAUGAUUUUUAUCUUUGUGGAUAUCCAGAUCAUUUGAUAAUAUUCUUUGUAGUCUACUAGCAGUAGGUACUAUUAAAAAAAUAGCUGACUCUGGCCAUUGUAAACUAUAAAAAGUGUUAAAAAUUCAAUAGCAAAAAGACAUUUAAAAAUGGAUAAUGUCAAACAAACUGAACAGGUUAAAUGUAUUGUGUUGGAAGAUUAUGGCGGUUAUGAUAAAAUAAAAAUAAAAAAUUGGCCACUUGAAUUCUUAGGAUCAACAAGUGUGUGUGUUAAAGUUCAAUUAUGUGGUGUCAAUUUUAGUGAUAUAUAUACUAGACAAGGUUUUUUACGCCAAUUAAAAACACCUCGUGUGCUUGGAGCAGAAUGUUAUGGUACAAUAGAAGCUAUUGGAAAUGAAGUGAAAAAUUUGCAAUGUGGAGACCGAGUAGUAUGUUAUGUUUGGACAGGAGGACUGUUUGGAGAAAAGGUUGUAGUUUCAGCAAAUAAUUGUUUUUUAGUUCCGGAGGGUGUUAGUGGUCAAGAUGCUGUUGCUUUACCAGCCAAUUAUUUGACUGCGUACUUGAGUAUUUUUACCAUGGGCAAUAUACAACCUGGAGAUACUGUUCUCAUACAUUCAAUUGCGGGAGGUGUUGGGUGUGCUGCAACUCAAUUAGCAAAAACUGUGAAAGAUGUAGUUAUUGUUGGAACCACUUCAGUAUCUAAACAUGAACGUUUAAAAGAAAAUGGAGUUUCUCACGUGCUACAGCAUGAAAAUUAUGAGACUCUGGCUAAAAAUGUAUCACCACAGGGUUAUGAUUUAAUUAUUGAUAGUAUUGGUGGACCAAAUAUUGAGAUUAGUCAAAAAUUACUUAAGGCUUGUGGUCGUUUAGUUGUCAUAGGCGGUAGUUGUUAUAUUAAUGGAGAAACAUUAAAAAUUGUAAGGUCAUUAGCUAUGAAGUGGCAAACAAAAAACUUGGUCCCUCAAACAAUGAUAGAACGAAAUAUAACUGUUAGUGGUCUUCAUUUGGGUAUGCUGUUUGAUUCUAAUCCAAACAAAAUUCAUCAUAUCAUGGAAGAAUUAUUCAAAAUGUUGAAAAAUAAAUUAAUAAAACCAAUUAUUCAUGAGAUCUUACCGAUUGAUAAUGUUAUUGAAGCUCAAGCAACAUUGGCAAAAAGAAUGAAUUUUGGGAAAGUCUUAUUAAAAUUAAAUCAAUAAUAAGAAAAGUUUUUCAAGUUUGUUUGGUUCUGUACCUGUUGUCAAUUUGUGUAAAUUCUCCUUAAUGUAUAAUAUUUAUAUUUAAAGUGUUCAUUGUUAA
Molecule: messenger RNA, 1453 nt
Organism: Melanaphis sacchari
Lineage: Eukaryota; Metazoa; Arthropoda; Insecta; Hemiptera; Aphididae
Product: synaptic vesicle membrane protein VAT-1 homolog
Exons: 6
Coding region: 307-1353 (348 amino acids)
Molecular function (GO): oxidoreductase activity
Source: RefSeq, a predicted model, not a curated record